UGUGCGCCACGUGCGCGAACGGCGGCCAGGAGAGCCCCAGCGGGGCGGCCAGCGGGCAGCGGGCAGCGUGAUGGACACUCCCCCGCUCUCAGGCUCCGACUCGGAGUCCGAGGAGUCUCUUGUCGCGGACCAAGAGUUGCAGGAUGCGUUUUCCCAGGGACUGCUGAAACCCGGCCUCAACGUCGUUCUGGAGGGGCCGAAGAAGGCGGUGAACGAUGUGAGCGGCCUGAAGCGUUGUCUGGCCGAAUUCAAGCGGGAUCUGGAGUGGGUCGAAAGGCUGGACGUGACCCUGGGGCCGGUGCCGGAAAUCAGCGAGCCGCAGUCGACGCCGCAGAGCAAGGAUCCGAAAGCUGUUGACCCAGAGGACGACUUCCAGCGGGAGAUGAGCUUCUACCGGCAGGCCCAAGCUGCAGUGCUUGCAGUCUUACCCCGUCUGCAUCAGCUCAAAAUUCCUACCAAGCGGCCCACUGAUUAUUUCGCGGAGAUGGCCAAGACUGACCAGCAGAUGCAGAAGAUCCGACUGAAGCUGCAGGCUAAGCAAGUCGCCAUGGAGAGAUCCGAGAAGGCGAAGCAACUGCGAGCACUUCGGAAAUACGGAAAGAAGGUACAAACAGAGGUCCUUCAGAAGAGGCAGCGGGAGAAAGCACAUAUGAUGUCUACCAUUAAAAAAUACCAGAAAGGUUUCUCGGAUAAACUGGAUUUCCUAGAGGGAGAUCAGAAACCUGUCGCACGGAACCCGAAGGAGGGCACUAAAGGCCAGCAGCCAAAGAAGGGUCCCAAUGCCAAACGACGCUAUAAAAAUCAAAAGUUUGGUUUUGGCGGAAAGAAGAAAGGCUCCAAGUGGAACACGCGAGAGAGUUAUGAUGAUGUAUCCGGCUUCCGGGCCAAGAAAGCUCAUGGCAAGGGCCUGAAGAGGCCUGGGAAGAAAGGAUCCAAUAAGAGACCUGGAAAAAGAACAAGAGAAAAAAUGAAGAGCAGAGCACGCUGAGUAAGCAGCAUCUUGUAUAUAAAGAACCAAGACAGAGAGAUGAAGGCUUGGAAUUCUGUAAUAGUUGGCAUCCAUUUUAUUGGUUUCUUUUUUUUCUUUAACUGUCAAAAAAUAACGAUUUCAAAAAACUACACUGUUGGUUAAAAAUUUAAAAUUGAAUAUUUAGAAAUAAUGUUUCUAUUGAAUAAUAAUUUAAACUUUAAGUCCAAAUUGCCUCCUUCAAAUGACAAAUGAAUAUUAGACAUGUAACCCCCACAGUUGUUCUUCUUCAUUCUUCCAUAUAGUUGUAUAAGCAUUGUAGAUAAGUUAGUAUUCUGUAUAUAUCAUGAUUGUUUAAGUAGAAAAUAAUGUAGAAUUAUGACUAGCACUGUAGCACUGUUCAUCGAUUUGCUCAAGCGGGCACCAGUAAUGUCUCCAUUGUGAGACUUGUUACUGCUUUUUGGCAUAUCAAAUACGCCACGGGGAGCUUGCCAGGCUCUGCUGUGCGGGUGGGAUACUCUUGGUAGCAUGCCGGGCUCUCCGAGCGGGACGGAGGAAUCGAACCUGGGUCGGCCACGUGUAAGGCAAAUGCCUUACCCACUGUGCUAUCGCUGUGCUAUCUGUGCUGUCGCCCAGAAUCAUGAAUACUCUGAUCAAUUUACCUUUUUGGUAGAGUAUGAGAUUUUCUUUAGCACCUUGUAUUUUUUUGCAUAUAUGAUUUUUUUCUUCAUUGUUUUUCUUUCCAUUGUCUUAUUCACUGUGUAAUUUUAAUGCCAUUACUUGGGUCAAAUUCUAUAUUUUUCUGCCUUACCUUACUUACUGGGUUUUUUGUUUUUGUCGUGUUUUUUUUUGGUGCUAUGUGCCAUUCACGAAUAUAUUUCUAAGAAAAGGAACAUAGUUGAAUGUUUUGAUCUUGCAUUUUGGAGUUGCUUGUACUUUGCUAUGUAUAUUCUGAGAAUGACAACAGGUGCCACUUGGCCUUGUGGCUUAGAGGGUGGCCACUGGUAAGGCUGGUGCCAUUCCAUUUCUCAGUUUUUUCUGAAAUUUUGCCUCUCUUUCAGUCUUCCAGGGAAUCUCAAAUUUUACAAGAUACUCCUUGGAAUAGAUCUGCUUUUAUUAGGGGAUUUGGAAGGAUCCAGGCUCUUCAUUUCUGGCAGAUGUUGGUAACCCUCCCCUAGUUAUUUACUGCAGUUCUGAAAUGUGUGUUAGUAAAAUUUUGAAUCUCAUAAUAUUCUAAGUUAAGAAAGAUCUCUUUUUUUCUAGUCAUUUUAUUAAACUUUUUAGUUCUCAUUUCUCAUUCUUUCCUGUGCGUUCUUUAUUCUGUCUUUUCUACUUUUUUCCUCCCUCCUUCCACUCUUCCCUUCUUUCUUUCUGAAACCAGGCCUUCAGGAAUGCAUCUCCAGUGCCCUGCUGAGUUAUAUCCUGAGCCUUACACGUUUUUAUGCUCUUAUUAGAUGCCCAGUCUAACUAUCUCUCCCAGAGUAUGAAUCAGUUUAUUUUUUCAAAAAAAACAAAACAAAACCAAAGCUCCUGUUUCCUUGAAUGUCCCCAGACUCUGUGCAUUUGACCCUGUUCUUCAUUUUUUAUUUUUUAACAGUUGCCUAGAAAUAUGAAAACAAAGAUACAGGAGCCAUGCCUAUUACAGUGGCAGGGACGCACAGGAAACCUCACUUACUGUACGCUUCCUAUUUGAUGUCGGGCAAGGGAAGUUUUCCUUUCUUGUGAGUGGGGAAGGGGGCUUUUAGGUUACGCCCAGCUGUUUCCAGGGCUUGCUCCUGACUCUGUGCUCAGGGAUCACUCCACACGGGGCUGGGGUGGGGACCGUGUAUGGUGCUGGAGUUUGAACCUGAGUUGGCUGUAUAGAACAUUGUGUACCACAUCAGAGUCUGUGUCUGUUUAUUUUCUGGGGUGGCUUUCCUUAAUGUUUGAUGUGCGUUGGUGGGACAUAGUUGAAAAGUACUCAGUUUUCUGGAAUGCGAUGUGAGUUGGCUGGUCACAUUAUGUAUUGGACUUCAUUCUUGUUGCUAGGGUGGGAAGUUCGUUCACCUACACCCUCUUCAUUCCAGUUUCUUACUCUAAGAAAGUGAGAAAUCUGUUUGUUGAAUAAUUUUCUUAUUAAAAUAGCAGUGCUGUAUAACAUGCAUUACAGGUGUGCGUCAUUAUAAACCAUGUAUUUAGACAACAUGAAUUUCACCAUGAAAUCCCAUACUGUACUUA
Molecule: messenger RNA, 3184 nt
Organism: Sorex fumeus (smoky shrew)
Lineage: Eukaryota; Metazoa; Chordata; Mammalia; Eulipotyphla; Soricidae
Gene: EBNA1BP2
Product: EBNA1 binding protein 2
Exons: 9
Coding region: 71-988 (305 amino acids)
Biological process (GO): ribosomal large subunit biogenesis; rRNA processing
Cellular component (GO): preribosome, large subunit precursor; nucleolus; nuclear periphery
Source: RefSeq, a predicted model, not a curated record